Spirodela intermedia is the source of this 18822-nucleotide messenger RNA. The record is from the annotation of a GenBank genome assembly. Lineage: Eukaryota; Viridiplantae; Streptophyta; Magnoliopsida; Alismatales; Araceae.
AUGCAGAAAGUUUUGUCACUGGUUAUUGCUGUCCAUUGCAAGGGACGAAGAUUGCGUGGAUACUAAGCAGAAGAAUUGAAGAUGAUUAAUUGGGAUCCACUUUUGAACCAUAUUACUUUUGAUUGUGAUAGAGACCAUUCAUUUGAAAAGAGAAAGGUAUGAUGAGAGAGGGGAAUGAUAGUGCAGGGAUGGCAUGAAAAGUUUGGGAGUGGAUUAAAAAGUUGAUCUUUCCUUUUAAAGAUUCCACAUGGUCAUGCUAACUUGAUUUGGCUUAUCCUGACGGUGGAUGAUAUUUGGUUUUGCCUAGUCAGCCUUUUCAAAUCUUAAAUUUCUUUUGCUUAACAUUUUAUCUUGCUUUGCUUACUUUCCAUUUUCUUUUUUGCAGGUGUUUAAGAGUGGCCCACUGUUCAUAUCAUCCAAAGGUAUGUUUCUGUUGUUUCAUACAGGAUCAAGCAUUAAUGUCUUCCUGUUAUUUAUUCUCUGCGAGUCAUUUCAUUGAUGUUAGCACUUUCUUGUUCACAUAGCCCUUCGUUCUGAGGGUUUCCCUUUGAGAAAAUUUGCAUUUUAUAAUUUCAUCUUUUCAAGGGACUGUAAUUUUUUUCAUGUCUGCAAUGUCUGUGUCAUGCUUCCUUUUUUCUGCGUAAGAUUGUUUAAAUUUGUCUUCUUGGAUCUGGGCAUGUUUUUGGUUACUUUGACUGUGCUCAUGUCUACUUAACUAAAUAUUGACACAUUUUCUACCUCUUUGUUUGAUGGCGAUUGUUUGACAUGGAAUUGUUUGCAUGUCUAGGCCUUUGUGUGCAAUGCCUUUUUAGUUUCGAUUACUCAUCUUGUUCUUUACAGUCUUUAUCUGUGAGAUCUUAGGACACCAACACCCCCCUUUCUCAUUCAGAAAUAUUUGAAUACUUAAGAGGACUUUCUACGAUGGCUCCUCUCAGUCUCUAUAUGGUAUAUACGCGAUCUUUGGUUGUACAGUCCUAUAUGAACGCAUCACUCCCAAUUUACGUCAUUUGAAUGUCAGAACUUGCUCCUUUUUUUUGGUUCGCAUUUGAAUUACUCAUACAUAUUGUAGUUUGCGGCAUCAUGUGUAUUCAGCGCAUUUAGAGUGCUUUCUCAUUGCUAAUUUUCUUGUUGAAAUUCUGGCAUUCUUCAUGGUGUUUAUAUUUUGGUCAUGCUCUCAUCGUUAUUCUCAAUAGCAUGAUCGUCUAUGAGGUCCUAUUGAUCUGUCAAUUUUUUCUUCAAAUCGAUUUGACGUGACUAAUGGCUUAUUCCAUAUCCAAUACUCUGAUCAUUUGUGAACUGGCACUAUUCCAUAACCGAGUAACUGUUUCUUUUUAUAAUGUCUUCCCUGUGGGAUGCCUUUGAAUCCCUAUCAUUUUGAAACCACUUAACCCACUGCUAGCUAGCAAUUUACCACUUACCCAGGUUUAACGGUGAUAAAUGCUGGUUUAUCUUCUUUUCACUUCGUAGUAUGGGCUAAGAAUGCCUGGGACGAAAGUGGAUAAUAUGUUACCAGCAAGAAUUUUGAGUUGGAUCACUCUCCAUCUCCUGACGUUAAAAGUUACUGAGGGUGUAUAAGGUUGAGACACCACGUUUGAAAUGGGUGUCUGAUGGCUCAGACUAUGUAGAAAUCAUCUGAGCAAACCGGUGGAAGGGCCUGUGGUCACAUUACCUAUUUCCCUCUUUAUCUUUCACCGCCAGUUUCUCCUCAUCCUAGAACCGGGUGUCUUCUCUUCCCAUGGGUAUUGGCUUAGAACGUUUGUGCAUUUUAUCUCAUCUUACAACCUUCGGAAUUCCAAAAUUGCUUUGGAAUUGGCUUUUUUUUACCGACCCAACCUUAUUGGCAAAACUUAUCUUGUCCGAAGAAAGGGUGAUAUGUGUAAGGGAUGCUUGCCAAGUGUUGACACGACUGAAAAAGUUAAACAUGAUGUGGGUGUACUUCAUAUGUGAAAUUAUGUUGGAUAAUUCCCUCUUAUUGAUUCUGUAUGAUACUCCGAUCCUGUACAAUUUUUUUGAAGACAUGGUAAAUACACUUUGCUGAGAGCAUUUUUUUUUGGCUUAAUACCAAUUUCACAAAAAGAUGCUUUAAUAAUUGGUGUAUGUAUGGUUUCUUGGGACGCAUCUGCAUCAAAGUCAAUUGAUCCUAUUAGAGCCCAUAUUCUUCCAUGGCAAAAACUGCCUUCUGAAGACUGCUGAAUCCUCUGGUUCCUUUGUACUGGAUUCUCUGUGCUCCAAUUUGGGUUCUGCUAUUCAAACUUGGAUCGUGGCAGUGAAUCCAGCUUUUUGAUUGUCCUAAUAAACCAUAGAGGUCCUAAUAAUCCAGCUUUCCUGAGGGGAAUAUAUGUUCUAUAUGCAAUUAGCUUCAUGGCUACAAUGAUUAUAGUUUUUCCGUCUGCAUAUAAUAUUUAGCUUUUUAAAUUGGUGCCUGCAGGUAUUGGUUGGAAAUCAUGGAGAAAACGGUGGUUCAUCCUCACCAGAACAUCCUUAGUUUUUUUCAAAAAUGAUCCGGUUGGUACUUUUAAAUGUUUUGAUUGUUGAUAUAUUUCCCUCUAACUCAGAUUUAGUAUGAUUCUUUCGUCAAAUAUUUUGUAUUCUCUAGUAGUUCUCUGCUCUACCAUGUCAAAAACAUCCGAUACCCAAUCUUUCCUAAUUUGAUAUUUUCCAUGGGAUAUCUUUUUGUGCAUCAUCAUUUUCAUGAAAAAAUUGAAAGAAUCAUCUUAUAUCCAAGGGUUUGAAACCAGAAUCGCUAGGGUUUCACGUCUUCCCAUAGGCUGUUGACAUAUAGUCUGCUUUAUCUUGAAUUGCCACCAACUUUAUGAAUACAUUUAGAAUGUAUGAAUGGAUGGAUGCCCUUAUUGAAGUAUCCGGGUAUUAUAACGGUGGCAGUUAGUUUUAACUGUAAGAGUGUUGCUUAUCUUGAACGUGAUAACGUAUUUUGUGUUGUUCUCGCCCUUGAAAUAUGGAAGUGUUGUUCUUUUUUAUAUGAAAGUAAUAAAGUACUCCAAUAGUAGUGACUGAUGAUGUAAAAAUAGUAGAUUUGGCUGCCUUUAAACUGAGUCGCAAAGAUUCAGAAAAUAAUCUUUCAAGAACAUAAUUAUAUUUGCAUAAUGUCCCGAAGACAAUGCAUGGUGAGGAAUGUUUGGUGAAGAAAAACGAAAGCUUUUGUGUAACGUAUUGUAAAAGGGAUAUCAACUGAAACUCUUCUGUGUUGGUGCUGUGGCCCAAUCAUCAGUUAACAUGCUUGCCUUGGCGAUGAUAACUUGGGUGUGAAUCUAGAAGGCAGAAAAAUUUCUUUUCUUUCUCUACCAUGGUACUUCCUGGCGAUGAAUGACAUCACCUUUUAAUAAUUAGCGCGAAUAGACAAUUAUCUGCAGAAUUCUGCUUAUGGGGAAUUUCCUUAGGAGAGUUUUGUGAUUCCCUGAGCUUCCUCACAUGGAUUUCACCAUGACCUUGUUGUAAAAUCCUCUGUAGGAGUUCAUUUCCAUGUCUUUGCAUCUUCUAAUGAACCAUAAAUCUGAUCGUUGAUCAUCACAUAUUGUGUCUCUAUGAUGUCAUCUCUGUUAAUAAUUGUGGUUACCUUAAUCUAGGCAUUCAGUCUUGAUUCUUGUACUAUCUGCCAGCUGUGAGAUGAAUUUAUUUGUCUUUUGAUGGUGCACUGAUUAGUCAACCUAUUUGAGAAAGAUGUUCCUUCUUUCAUCGGUCAUCACGAAACUAAAGAGAUUUGCUAUCUCCUAGCUGAAAAAUCGUAGAGGCGGACACAGAAUCUACUUGUCCAAUAAUGUUCCCUUGUAUCAGUGAUGUGUUGGACCUCCCAAUUGGCGAAGGCUACUUCUGUUGCCGUUUCUGCUGAACAUUUUUCUGACAGUCAUUUACCUACAACAAAUGCCCUUCAUGGAGUCUGUAAAACUGCCUACUAAAAUAUCAAUGCUAAACAAGCCAAUGCCAACACUUUUCUUUCUGAGCUCUCAAUCUCAUCUCAGGAUGAAAAAUCUAUUCUAUUCAUCAGAGCCUCCUCUCUGGAAAAUUGAGUUUUUGUGAUGCUUCCAUUUCCUUGGUAUGACUCUGACUCUGAUUGAUUGAGGACAAACGACUAGGGAAAAAAAUCAUCUUUGUUUGAAUCCAUCGUCCUCCUGGUAAUGUAGAUCAUCGUCUCCACUGUUCUUUUGUCUUUUGAAAGUGCUUGUUCAUACCAUUUGCGCAUGCCAUCAAAAAGUAGAAGACCAAAGUAUUUGACUGGCAAUUCGUGAACCCAAUAUACUAGAGUCAUCUGAUGAACCUGUGAAAAACCAUCGGAUUUGUCAAAGUUAACUUCGGAUUCUACUUCAUUUAGAGGAGCUACCUUUUGAGUUAGGCCUGUGUGUCAUAUUUGAUCUUUUGAUAUUAAUCCUCAGUCUGGCCACCAUUUGUGAAUGCAGUCUCUUCACUUUGCAGAUCUUUCUGCCAUCCCUAGGAUAGAUGAAUUGAUCAUUAUCAGCAGAAUAGAUAUCCAUUCUCUAUCUUUUUACUUUUCAGUUUUGUACAUUCACUGAGACGGAUCGGGCUAGAGAAAGUGGAUCUCCUGGCCUUGGUCAUUGUUAACUCUAAUGUAGCCAUGCAAGAAAAAAAUAUAUGCCUUUGGUUGGGGAUACAGAGCUCAUAUAGUUGAUAUACAGAUGGCCCAUUGUCUUAAAUGUUAUGUUGUUGACUUUUGUGACGUAUCUAUCCUGUUCUUUUGUUUAUAAUUUGAUCAGUUUCGAUUUGUUCAGAGUACUGAGUUAUAAUGGAUCACUUUUCUGUUUCCUUUCACUACCUCUUCUAUUAAUUGUUAGAGUUGAGGUAUGUUGAAUUUCUUUUGGUGAUAAUGCCCCUAACUUUUGGCAAAUAUUCCCAUUUUCAGUACCUCUGUGCUGCUAUCUUUCGCUAAUAAAACGUGAAUGUUCAUCUUCAAAAACAGUUUGGCUGUGCAUUCUAUUGAUAUAGAAAAUUGCCUCUUCUUUCUUUCUCUGAGUAAAUAAUGAAUAAAAUAUACUAGGAUGUGGAAUUACUACACUUUGCAAUUAUCUUUACUAUGAUAAUUCGUUAUGAUCUUUGUUUUUCAGAGUGCAUUACCCCAGAGAGGAGGUGAAGUGAAUCUUACUUUGGGGGGUAUUGACCUAAACAACUCCGGGAGGUUUGUGCCUGUGUAGUUUGCUGCAGAAUUUGCUAUCAGUUUACCAUCUGUUUUAACUUUCUUUUUUGUUUUCAGUGUUGUAGUUCGGGAGGACAAAAAACUGUUGACUGUUCUGUUUCCUGAUGGACGUGAUGGCCGAGCUUUCACCCUUAAGGUACCUGGUCACUGCUGUUUGAUUGCCCUCUUGGGUUACUGGUGAUCUAGCAGCACUGCUUAUUUCUGCUAUAUUCUUGUGUUUGAAUAUGAUAGGCAGAGACGUCAGAGGACUUGUUUGAGUGGAAAACUGCCCUUGAGCUUGCUCUGGCACAGGCACCGAAUGCUGCCCUUGUUAUGGGACAUAAUGGGAUAUUUCGUAAUGACACUAGUGAUGCAUUUGAAGGAUCUGUGCAGCAGCAAUGUUUGUGGUUCCUUACAAUCUUAUUUUAUUUUUGGAUAGAUAGUCAACAGCUUUUGGUACGUUUUCCUCCAUAGUAGGUUUGACAAAGGAUGAAUUUAUGCAGGGAGAGACAAGCGUCCUGUAAAGUCUAUGGUUGUUGGACGGCCAAUUUUGCUUGCUCUUGAGGACAUUGAUGGAGGCCCAUCCUUUUUAGAGAAAGCAUUAUGUUUUCUUGAAAAGUUUGGUAGGUUUUCUCACUGAAAUGUGUCCACCACGACAUUGGUUUUUGCAUGCUGUUCAUAUUCAUCUUCUUGUAGGAUGAAAAAUCCCUCAUUCAACACGCUUUUGAUGCUGGGAUAUUUAUUGAUGCCUCUUGGAUGUGGAUUUUUAUAAAUGUUUGUAAUAUGUUGAACAAAUUUAAUUUAUCCAAGAUACAUCAUACACGCAUAUCAAGUUUUCGUAUUUCAUUUGGUGAAUAAAAUCUACUUUUGCGUUGAUAUUUGAUGGAUUAAAGAUUCUAGGAUCAGUUUUGUGGUCAUUUAAAGUACCUUUUUUACGUGUUAUUUCCUGGAGAAAUAUGGUGAUCGAAAGGAAUUAUUUGAUGAAUGUUUGUCAAUGUAAAUCAUUUAGAAACUGUGUUGUAACUGGCUCCUUUAAGCUGCACUCAUUACAUUGAACAGAUUUUUAUUUUUUGAUGGAGCUAGUAUCUUGGAUAUUUAAGAUUUUUUGUAGUUUGAGCUCCAAAUUUUCUGCUUCUGGACAGAGAUGUAUUUGCAAGGUUGAACUUAGUUUCUUUUUGAGUGCUGGUAUGUUUUACGCUAUUUACAAUGUUUGUUCUGCACAUUGCACAUUUAUAUAUUUGUGCUCAGUUCCAUGGAAUGUCUGAUCGAGGAGUUUUGGCCUAUUCGUCCCAUCAAUUGAGAAAAUUUCUAACGCUGAGAUUUCAACAGGAACCAAUAUAGAGGGUAUCCUUCGACAGGCUGCUGACGUUGAAGAGGUUGAUCGUAGAAUCCAGGAAUAUGAACAAGGUCCUCUAUUUUGGCUGUGCCCAAGUUCUUGUAAACAGUUCUUUUUUGUCCCCUAUGAACUGAAGGUUAUCUUUGUAUCAGGGAGGACUGAAUUCGCAUCAGAUGAAGAUGCACAUUUAGUUGGCGACUGUGUGAAGGUACAGGUUGAUUUUUUUUUUAUUGUGUAUUGUGCUUUAGCCUGUGAAAUCUGUCGUCUAGUUCUUGACCGACUUUUUUUUUGCAGCAUUUUCUCCGGGAGCUUCCAUCAUCCCCAGUUCCAGCAUCUUGUUGCACAGCUUUACUAGAUGCAUUUAGUAAGUCCAAGUAUUUUUAGUUUCUUUUGCCAUUGAUUUCCUGUUGUUUUAUUCCUAUCUAGUUGCCUAUGGAUUCCUAUCUGUUUGAUACUUAUUUUGUACUCGUCCAUGGCUACCAUCACUCGGUUUAUCCCAUGAUAGCCAAGGCAUUGCCUUGAGUAGAAGGUGGCUUCGAACACUUAAGCCAUCCUCGUCUUGGUCUGGUUAGGACGAUCAUGAGUUUACAUGCUUAAAGGAUGUGGAAGGUCCCGUACGUUGACAAACACGUAAAUUUGCUUGUACUCACGUGGACAAAUUACCUGUGUUCAAAUAAACAGUAAUCAGUUGGGAUUUAUAUGCUAAUAUUUUGAACUUUAAACAUGCCUUUCCAUGAUUCUCUCUUGAUGGCAUGGAAACAGCCACUCAUGAAAAUAAAGUGAUCUUAUACUAAACUAAAAUGGAAUUCUGGGACUGAUUACGCAGUAUGCUAAACUGUCCUGGUAUGUCACGCAUUAUUAAUAUUCUCUACUUUGUGGUCUGACAGAAUAGGAUAGUGAUAUGUACAAGAUGCACCGACCUAGGUUACGAAAUAAACUAUACAGAAUCACAUAUGAUAACAUACUUUACUUUCUCCCAAAAUCACCACAAGAGAAGUUUCGCAAUAUGUAGAUGUUGAAUACAUUCCAGAUAAAAGAGAUUUCAGUUACCUUAGUUGCAAAUUCCUGAUUUACUGUCAGCAACUGCACUCAAGCGGGCAGUGAUUUUUGGGGCAUUGAAUCAUCCUCUUUUUCCCUCUCCUUUGGUGAAAAUAAUAUACUUUGCAUGGUGUUUAUCAUCAAGGAAGCGUAUACUAGGUACUAAGAAAAGAUAUCUGCGGAACCUUGGGAAUAAAUAGUUGUCUAGCAGUUGCAUAGAUGUAUUACGUUUGAAUUUGGGUUUAGGACAGGAGUAAGUUUUGUGUGGGCAGUAUACCGACUUCAUGAUUUUCUUCUGAACUGGUGUUAUCUCCCUCUGGUGUAAAAUUUAGUCAUUAAAACUUAUGCUUCUCGUGGAUGAUAUAAUAUUCCUCUACGAAACAUUUUCUGAAUAGUUAGUUAAAUAUUUGGAGUCAGGGUUUUGAGAGUGAAGGCUCUGUUUUCACUAUUCCAAAAAUUAAUAGAUAGGAAAUUCAAGGAGUUUUAGUUUCCGUGUAUCAAAAUGUUUGCGAAGAUGAGACUCCAAUGCAUUUAGGAUAAAAUGGAUACAUGUGUCAUGGUGUGAAUACUUUUCUAUCAUGGAAUAUUUGCAGAAAUUUGUGAUCUGACUAAAGGAAUAUCCCUAGUUGCCUAUUUCAAUUCGUACUGCAUUGUUUGACUCAUUCCACUAGGCUUGGCUCAUGUUUUAAUUGAAGCUAGAAAACAACGACCAUUGUGAAAUUGACAUGGUUUAAACUUGUUAACGUGAAGAGAGACUAUGAACGGCAGUGACCUAAUGCUGGUUAUCAAUUUUAGUAAAUAUUAUUUAGUUAAUUCUGUGCAUUAUGGCCUUGUUUAUAACGGAGUACCAUUUUUAGAACGGAUUCCAACACAGUGAACAUUAAUUCUGUUCGUUAUUUUUAUAUUAAGUGCUUGAUUAGGCCCUGUGAUUUGUGGAAAUGGCGAAAGUAGAAUUGUUUUCGAAAUUAAAGCGCUUUCUAAGGUCAGGAUUUUUUGUUUCUGUCAAAUUGGAAUUCAACAAACUAAAUCACUUUAUAUAAUCAAAGAGUUGUCAAAAUAAUUGGUAUGAUGAUUGGGGAGCAAGAUUCCGUCUUAUCAGUGAAGGAAAGUUUCCAUUAACCAUUGGUCGUCAAGCUAAUUUCUGUUGAUGCAGAAAAUGAGUUCGUGAUUAAUAUGAGGAUCUUCGGGUGACAAAGCAGAAUACCUGACUCUCAUCGUUAAUUUCACUGUGUUGCCUGCUUGACUGAGUGGUAGUCUUGUAUUGUAUCCUUUAAGUGAGCUGUUCUUUUUAUUUUGUGGUAGUGGAAAAAUGUGUCUGAUCCAUACAGAACAUAAGAAAAGGUUCUCUAUUGAUUCAAACGCUGUACCUAAGGGUUAGGGAUAGAGGAAGAUGAAAAAACCGAUUUCACAUCUUACUUUUGAUCAAAAAAUCAAUUUGAUUUAUCUCGUACCCUUGGCUUGAUGAGAAAAUGGGUCAGAUUCUACAGGAUCAAAACGACGGGACUUGAAGGAAUGAUGGAAUCCGAGGUGAUGCUACAGAACUUGUCAUAAUGUGCCAUGAUAUUGUGUUACUAGUUUUGAGCGCUGUAUCACAGGCGGCAAAAUCUCAAAACCCAAAUGCCGAACAGGAAGGUGGUGAAAUAAGAUGCUCUUGAUUUGAUUAACGUUUGAGUUUGGUAUUUAUACCAGGCCCAUAGUACAGGAGUUGAACCGGACCAGACCGGUCCAGUUUGACACUAAAGUAAUAAAGAAAUACUACUUGUUAUCUAAUUCCAUACUUUUGUUCCUGCAUGUCUUAUGCUCUGCAUUGUGGUGAAUAAUAAAUUGUCUGGUUUUUAUGGAGUGUCAUGAUUUUAUUUUCAUUUAAGGAGCCUUUUUUUCGUAUGUGAUGUGUUUUCACUAAAAUCAAUAUGUUGACGCCUGAAGUCUAUUAUGGCUUACCUUUGUUGCUGUUCUUUUUCCCUGAAAUUUAUACUGCAUCUUCGUAUUAUUUUGGUAGGAAUUGAGCGGAAGGAGGCUCGUGUUAGUGCGCUACGGUCAGCAAUAUCCGAGACUUUUCCGGAGCCUAAUCGUAGAUUAUUACAGAGGUAAAUAACCUAUUAUGCCAUUAUUUUUUCUAAUGUACAUUCUGUGCUUGCCUGUAGCCUAAAAUUCGGCAGUCCAUAUUUCACAUUGGGUUUUUUAUUCGCUUGCACUCUGCUAUCAUUUUGUUUUUACCGUAGUGCAAUUCACAGUGCUGGAAGCUUAGGGAGGAAGUCCUAUGCAUGGGAUUAGAAGCUCAGAAAAACACAGCUUCACUGACGAGAAAAAGAGUCGUAUGAAAGCUCAGAAAAGCACAGCUCCACUAAAAGAAAGGAAUGCCAACUUGUGGUUGUGUAGAUCUUAUAUACCGCUUGCUACUCUACCUGGAGUCAUCUAAUUUUUCAUGAUUUUGGUUGGACAGUCAUCUAGAUAAUGUUUCAUGGAUCGUGAAAAGUGUUUACCUGGGCUAAAAUUGGUGUAACAUUUACCUUAUCGACAGAUAGUCAGCUGGAUUUUUAUUUUCUCACAAUACCCAUUCUAAAAAUGAAAAAUGGAUGCAGUUAAGUAAGAUUUUUUGGUGGAGCUGGGAGAUUGGGAUUACUGGAGGUUGGAUGAUGUCUAUACACCCAAUAACUGGGCCUUUUUUGUCUAUACUCUAGUGGAGCCGCUCCGAUAUUCACUCUACUUUUCAAACAACAGAUUUGACGAAGUCCCACGUCUAUCUGAUCUCAGUGCUUUAUUGGUGAGAGAUUGAACAGAUAUUCCUCCUUCCCCUGGUUCCUUUUUCUAAUGCUAGAAACCUCUUGUCACUUUUUGUAAAAGUUCUGUUAGGUUCUUAGUAUGUCAGUGACCUUUUUACUUCACAUGGCUUUUCAUCUCCUUGAAAGCCAGAAGUUCUCCAAAAGUAUGAAAUCCUAGAGGACUUUGUACCAUUAAAGUGUGGUCUGUUCACUAGCUCCAAGGACUUGGAGCGCAUCUUUUGUUUCUUUCCACCUGAAUUGACGAUUAUGGCCACAAAGAAAUGUCAAAUCUCAUAUGAGAAUGAGAAAGAAACUGUUUGGAGCAUUCCAUCCGGCAUAAGCAUCUGGAUAAUCUGGAAUGCAAUGUUCCAUAGCCAGAAUCCCUGGGCAUGCUUGGGAAAUAGAGUCAGAUUAAUUUCAGAAGAAGUAAUGAAAAAAUGAAUUUGUCUUAAAGUUUCAGGGUUUGCCAGAUCAAAGAUUUUACCCAUCCAUGGUAAAAUCCUGCAAAUUUUUUUUGAAAUAUCUCACAUAGAACAAUGUGAAACAGUUACCCUCCUAUUGUGACAGUAAGCUAGAUCCUGCUCCUGAUUGAUAUUUUCCUACGGCUUAUUCUUUAUGGUAAUGGUUUUAACUGGUUAUGGAUGACAUGAGUUUAAGCUUGCCAGUUUAUAUGAUAUAGUACUAUUUGUUACCUUAACGGUGGGCUGCAAUCAUGGACUGAAUUUCUUCUUCUCAUUAUCUUUAAUGUUCACGUUUCUCUCCAUGUUGAACUUCAGGAUCCUGAAAAUGAUGCAUACUAUCGCGGCUCCCGCUUCUGAUAACCGGAUGACUCCGUCAGCUGUUGCUGCUUGUAUGGCACCUUUGCUGCUUCGUCCGCUUUUGGCUGGCGAAUGUGAGCUAGAAGAUGAUUUUGACGUGAAUGGCGACACCUCUGCUCAGCUUCUAGCUGCUGCUAAUGCUGCUAACAAUGCUCAGGCCAUCAUAACUACUCUCAUUGAGGAGUAUGAUAAUAUAUUUGAUGUAUGCUCUUGUCAUCCGUAUUACUAAUUUCUUUCUUUGUGUGAUGUAUAGACUUAUUCUAUGUCUUAUGUUUUUCAUUCUGUUAUUUCUGAUAGAAAAGGAAUCUGAUCAUUUUUCUGGAGUGCUGUAGUUUUUUUAUUUGUUUGUUAAGUGAAGUUCUUUCAAUCUUGACUUCUUAAAGUUGAUGAAAUUAUCAUUCAAAGGUAUCUUUUGGGGAAUACUUUUAUUUCUUUAAAAUGUUGCAUUUGUGGCUCUUCAUGAUUAUCUUAUUAGUUUAAAUUUAUAACACUGUAUGGUUAUAGUCGAUACCUGUUGAUAAAACUGAGAUUUCUUCUUCUAGAAUUUUUGAAUAAAUAUUGUACUUUGUUUCACUCAUAUUCAAUUUUAUUCAACAUUCAAACAUCUUUUUUUUUGAGACCCAACUCAUCCACUUGAAAAAUAAAACAAGGAUCCAGAACAAUGAUUAAAAUAUUGUUUCUUUACUAUAGACAUGGAGUGUACCUCCCGGAGAUUAACCCAUGGGGUGAGGGAUUUCAUCCGUUCUAUCCGCAGCACCAUCCCCUGACUUGAUGACAGUCCUAGACUAAAAGUGUAUGUCUUCCAAUCAUUUACCGCCCUCAUUCCACUCCAACCUUGGGACUGUGAAGGAGAAGCUUUGGCAUAGUUCUCCAUGCAAUCCAAUAUCCUUAAUGACCACACUUCCUGACAGAUGCUUUGGGAGUUGCCUUUAGCUUUGAGUUCUCUAUGAGAUCUUUCUGCAAUUUCCUCUACUUUUCCCGUCAAGAUAGUGGUGGGAUGUGAGAUGACAAUCAUUGAGGCAGAUGUAGAGUGGCUUGAUAUGUGAGGGCCUGCGAAACCAAUGAGAAAGCUAUUUAAGUGUAGGAAAUUAUCUCAAGCCAACGGUUAUGGAUAUAUGGCUCGCCAAGAUGACCAGUGUAGAGGUUGGCGUGAAGUGAUUCUGGGGAAUAAUUGGAGAGGGAUAAUAUUUAUUCCUUCACAUGAAGAGAAAAUCUCUUCCAUGCGGCCAUCAUUCCUUGUUAGCUAUCUCUUCCAAAAUUUCGAACAGGUUAGGCUUUUGAGUCCUUUAUGCCAAUAUAUAUAUAUAUGGUCUUAUUGUUUUUUACUUGGACAAAUCCAUAUAUAUAUAUCCAUAUUAAUGUAUAUCAUUUCCAAUUCUUCUGUUUUUCAUUUCACAACUGGGCCAUUUCGGUCACUAGUUUUUUUCCCUCAUUGGUCAUCAUAUGGGAUUCAGUAUUUGUCAUCUUCAUCCAAUUUAGUUUGAUACCCUUACAUAUGGUGGGGUAUUGGACCUCAGGAGUUUUUACCUGCAUGGGGAUCUAAGGAUCUACUUGCCCUGUGAAAUAUCUGGGACUUUCGGCCUAUAAUUACAUGCCUAUUGUUGCAAUUUGUUCCUAGUUGCACAGGUUGCUGGGUGCAAUCAGGACUCGUUUUGGAUCUAAUUAGCUGGGUGCCUGUAGGGGUAUAUCAUGACUUCAUAUUAUCCUUCCUGCCACUGGGGAAGAGAUCCUUGGAAGAAACCUGUCAGUUUCCCUUUUGAACCAUAAAUAUUUAGGCAUUGGAGGAUGUGCAGUCUUGGAUACAUUAAUGGAAUGCAUUGCACAGAAUCUAGACCAGUAUGAGGAUGAAAGAAAAGUGGUUUAUUUUUUUCAGACUAAGAGGAGUAAAAACUUCCGUGAAUAGGCUUUCAUACUAAUAGGCUGAAUUCAAGGAUUUGAUGAGGGUAGUAAUUGAAGGGUUCUUUGAAAAUAACAUUCAAAGAUGGUUAGUGAAAUGUGUCGGUUUAGCGAUUUAUGAUCUUCAAAGAUAGAGACAUAUAACUGAUCUAAAUUUUUACGACGUUUAAAAUACCUAUUACGACUCAAUUAUUAAAAUGUCGGAGGAGAAGGUGCUAAAAGAUUACAACUUUAACAUACUAUCAUACGCCACUCAUUGUUGAUAAAAUUUAUAACUUCGGUUCACCUGAAAUUGCAUUAUUCUGAAACUGAAUUAAUGCGUGAAAGCUUCUUUUUUGAUGAUUUAUUGUUUAACCUUCUAGCGCCUAGUGUCCUUUUUCAGUUUGUUAGUGCUUCUAUACUGCUGUCUCAUGAUGUAAUCUGAAUCCUUCUCUCUUUUUUUGCAGAGUGAUAGCCUGCAUAGUUGUGCGAUUUCACCUGGUACCCAUGUGGAGGAAAGUGGGAGUGAUGAAUCAAGUGACGAUGGUAAUUUAGAUUUUAAAGGUGAUGGAUUCCAUGAUGCUGAAAACGAUGUUGACCUGGAAGUAGAAGAUGAUCCUGACCGUGUACUGAGUGGAAAAUUGAGUGAAAGCAGUGGGUAUGCUGGGAGCGAUCUUUAUGAUUAUAAGGUAUUGAUACUUGUUGAUAAAUUUCAAGUGGCAUACUGUAGAAUCACUGUUUUGGUCUAUUAUAUUAAAUACCCCGUAUAAGCUAAUGAUGCUAUUCGUAGCUGGAAGGCACAUGGUGAUUGAAUAGUAAAAGAGAUUGAGUGACAAUGCACUUCAGGCUCUUUGAUUGUUUUUAUUAUUUUUAUUCUAUAUUGAGGGAGUACAAUAAAUUGGUUUAUUUGAUUUUAUUUGCUAACAUUUAAUUUACUUAAAAUAUGUUGAAGAACCUCUGACAAGUGAAAAAUAUCAUAUUCAGUGUUUCCUUUUUAGGACUCGUGGACCAUCACUGUAGCUCUGCAGGUGCUCCUCGUUUGCUACAGUACAAGUUUUAUAGGCAGUAACGUGGUUCUUCUUGUUCGAGUCGCAUUUCAGAUUUUUCAUAGAUACUAAAACAUAGUUUUAUUGUCAAAAUUAUUGACGGGAGUGAAUUUAUUAUACGGUGGCUGUUGACGUAUUUGAAAUAUUUCAGGAGUUUAACUUGUUUUGGGAAAUUGAACGUACUUUAUCAAUAUUUUUUGUGUUCAAUUCAGUUCGUCUUGUCUCAUUGUCGUGAGCAGUGGCAUGAACUCAACUCGUAUUCACAUCAUAGAUGACUGUUAUGUACAUGUACCAGGACCGCAAAACAAGGGAACUAGCUAACUACUAGGAAACUGAGAAAGUAGAAAUCUGUCCAACUAAGAACUGCACUCCUAAUUAUACGUUCUUUCCCACAUUUAAAGAUAAAUUGUUGCUGUUGCAUCCAUUGGGUUCCUAGAGCUUCCUUUCUGUGUGUUGACUUUAUGUUUUCUCUAAUGUAGUAUGCUUUGUAUCAAAUUCAGGUAAUGGGUAGUUAUAAACAGUUGCUGAAAUGUUGGAUUUUGUGUCAGUUUGUUUUUGUUGAUUAUUGAUGAGGCUUGGGAGUGUUGUUGUCUUACUUUGUCCAUGUGGUUGGUCUGGGACAUUGUUUGCAAACUCAGUCCGAUUGGACCACCUUGUGGCUUCUAGUUUGAUAGUGAGGCACUGAUGUGGAGGAACUAGAAAGGGCCAAUCCAUCGAAUGGAUUGCUUGCAUCCACACAUAUGCCGGUUUAUAUAAUGCUCACACAGUACCAGUUGUUUUAUUUUAAGUGCUCCUGUCGAUUUAGCCCUCUUUUAUUUUUGGUAAUGGAUAUGUGGUUUUCCAGGUUUAUGGCGGUGAUUCGGAUGCUGACACUCCUAGAAGAAGUCAGCCUUCAGGGACAAAUUUCGAUUUACAUGGAGUUUCUCAAGCUCAAUCUAGUGACCAUGAAUUAUCACAUAAAGCACCAGAGAAAUCAUUAGUAGAAAAGAAUGCUAAUUGCGUGGAAGUCCAGGAGUCCCCCAUGUCAAUGGGAGACAUUCUAUCCUCUAUGGAGCCAGGAAUUUCUUUUCCUGUGCAAGGAACUGAAUUGCGUGAAGAGAAGCCGUCAAGUAAACCAAACGGUUCAAGUGGCCAUUCAAAACGGCCAAAUUUUUGGGGCCGUAACAUUGUAAGCGACUGGCAUCCACGGAAACUAUAAUUUGAUAUUGCUGUCUGCGUGGUUUUCUGGUAUAUUGCUAAUUUGUUUCCAACUCUGCAGGCAUGGAAGAAGCAUUCUGUGGAUUCUAUAGACUCUUCAGAGGAAGAAGAGUACGUGACUUUCAUGACCAACUCAUCCUUUUCAUAGCUGAUCAGAAAUGGAAUUUGAUUUUUGUUUUCUGCUCUGUUUUUUGUCUGAUAAAUUACUCACUGGUCUUUCGGUUAUCACUUUCUGUCCUAGGAUUUGCAUAGUUGACUUCAGGAUGAUGCGAAUAGCACAAACUCGUUUCAAUUCUGCAUUCUGGCCUCUUCACGAUUCUCCAUUGCAUGUUGUUCUUUGAUGAAUAUAAACUCAAAAUUUAAUUCAAUCGAUGUUUCUGUCUGAAGUUGAUUACGUUUUUUGACAGAACCAUUCUAAUUGGUUCGUGGGAAUCUUUUUGCUGGACAAAACGGAGUAGCGUAGUAUCUCUAAACCAUUGAAAAUAAUUGAAAAUAAGGAGUUGUUCAGAUUGUGCGGAAAUUUUUUGUAGUCUAGGAUUGAAAUUCUUUUCACUUCGAGAGAGCACACAUGGUUGGGCUUCUUAUGUUAUGACCACACAUGGUCUGGAUUCUUUAUCACUUUGAGGAUAUUAUGGCCAUAUCUUGCCACGGUAUUGGGCAGGCUCUAUCCCUUAACACUAUGACCUGCACAUGGAUGUCUGGAGGAAGGGUACUUUGGUGUUCUCCUGACAAGUUGUGAAACGGUUGCCUAGUUUGUUCUUUCUACUACUGUUGGGUCAGUGUGUUUGUUGAUUUUUCGGACAUUUAUGGAUCACUUUAAUAUUAGUACUACAAGUCAGUUCGUCCACCAAUGGCUCAAAUUAGUUUAGCAAUAUCACCUGGUUAAUAGUGUCGCUAUAUCAUGCAACAAUUUGUGAGAGUUUGUAAAAUACCUAUUAUUCGAACCAUAUCGAUACAAACUCACAAAAAAAGGCAAAGAAACUAGAGACAUAGACAUCCCAAGGAUAACUAAUUUUUACUAGUUUAGAAUUUAAUGCUGAACUUGAACAGUUAGACGAACUUUUUUGAUUCAUACUCGAUAAGUAGAUUGAUUUUUGAAAAAAAAGAAGGGUCGAGGGGAGUACAAAUAAGAUGGCCAAUAUUUGAAUACUCCCUCUCUCUCUCUCCCUUUGUUCUUGUGCUUUUGACAUUGAAAUCAAUAUGGAAACUUAUCAGUGCUUCAUUAUUAGGCUUGCUAUUCAGAGGCUUGAGAUUACAAAGAAUGACUUGCUGAACAGGAUUGCCAAAGAGGUAUGAUUAUAUUUUACCGUUCCAAGUAGAGAAGUAGAGGACUUCUAUGUGAACAAUGCUCCAUUCUUUCUGAACAGGAUUUUUGCUUUUUAUGCACUAGUACCUUAAUGAUCUACUUCAACCUCCGUAAUGUAUUUGUGUAUUUACCCAGGCCAAAGGCAAUGCCAUUUUACAAGCUAGUUUAGAAAGACGAAAGCAAGCUCUGCAUGAACGUCGCCUGGCACUUGAGCAAGAUGUAAUUAACUGUCCUUUCUACAGUAGCGUAUGAGCUAUUAUUGCUGCCGAGUCUUUUCUGCUUUGAAAAUUCUGUUGUCCUGACUGCAGCAAUGUGAACAGAAAUAUUGUGUGAUGAAAUGAAAUGUUGGCUAACAAAAUGUGAACUUUUGCUAUCUCCUCUCUCGUGGAUAGUUUUUCUGUCUCCUAGGUGUUCUUGAGCAUAGAUCCGGCUUGAGCCAUAAUGAAUGUAAUGAUUCUCUGCUAAUCAAUGAUACUUAAAUAUCUUGGUUUUGCUGAAUAUAGUAUACGAAGGAAACUAUUUGAUGAUUGUAGCUGCACAAGCUCUUUAAUAUGCCACAGGGUUAAAAAUGUUUAGGUUGAGAGAAUAUGACUGUUGAGAGAUUUAUGGUUGCUGGUGGAACAUUAUUUGGCCACUCGUCAAAUUUUCAUGUGGGGUAGGGCUAAUGAGCAUAAUCAAAUACACAAGCAGAUUUUAUUUCUUAUCAUAUACCAUCAUUAUAAGUUUGGUUUUUUCACUUUCCAGUUUUGAUAAACGGCCUAAUAUUCAUUAUCAAAAUACAGUUUUUUCUAUAUUGCCAAGGAUUAUGCUUUUCCUACUUUGUUUUUUUUUUUUUUCUGUUCCUUGAUGUCGUCUACUGUAUGUUUUAUUUUACUUUUUAUUGUCAAUAAAAAAUGUCCUUUAAGAAUGUAAGUUUCUGCAAUUCGCUUCAUCAAUGUACUUAUGAUUCCUUUUUGUGGAGAACGUCAAAUAACGUAUUUUUUAUUGAAAGUAUUAUCAGCAUGCAGCUUAUGAAAGCAUUGAAUUAUGGGUUAAGCUUGAUAUUUCUUAUUGUCGUGAUAUUUUUAAUUGGAUUAUUGUGUUGUUCUGUUGUUACGUACAGUGUAUACUACGUGCAAAGGUGGCAAUUUGUUGUCAGGUGGCACUAUUUUAGGCCAAUUCCUAUGCUUGGUCUGAUCCUCUUGAGGAUUGAAAACUGGUCCAACACUAGUGAGUCUGCAUAGGAUGGUCUGUUUUAAAUGUGCCUGAAUCCGAACCGGCAGACAGCGCAACAGUUCGUUUGCAUGUGUAUUUCAUACAUUGUCAUAGCUAAAAAUGUGCCUCAGAGUUUUCUCAACCGUUGAUUCUAUCCAAUCUUGCGUCGCUUCUAAUUCAGUCUUUAGGUCAAAAAUGGCUUUUAUCUGAUUUUUCUCAUGGUUGCUCUGGGUCAGUCAAAGCUGUGAAACUUCAUUUGUAGAGCAUAGCUACCUUUAACCGAUUAUUGUAUCAUUAGCCCAAGUCUACAUCUAAAAAUUUAUAAACCCUAUAGCUUUCUGCUUCUAAAUGUGUUUCUCUAUGAAAUGUUGCUGUAGGUUGCGAGACUGCAAGAGCAGUUACAAGCGGAGAGGGAUCUUCGAGCAGCUUUGGAAGUUGGUCUUAGUAUAUCAUCUGGACAGUUUUCUAGUUCGCGAAACAUGGACUCUAAGGUUGGUAGUUGCAACGUCACAUUAGAUUCUAAUGCCCAGCUGGGCUCAGUUCAGGUUACAUGCCUCGUGUAACAUCUUUAUUAUCACUUGUUAAGCUAUGAAGCUUGUCUGACAUGUUUACUCAGUUGAGAAAGUUAUUCGACUGUUGAAUCAUACGAGAAAAUGCAUUCCUGUUGAAAUAGAAACCAGAGUAAGCCUUUCGUGGUUAGGGUUACACUUUCGUAGGACAAACCCUUGAUGCUGAAUGACAGUUUUCGUUCCGAAAUCAACUUAAAUAGUUCCAUUUUAUAAUUUCUUCAAGCACAAUAGGCGGUCUGUCUGUCUCUGAAUCCAGAUAUUCACAUUAGGUUGGGCUGAGGUUUAGAGCUUAGUGCUUCAGACAUCACUCAUCCCUGAAGAUAUUUGUAUGUGAGCUCUACAUUGUUUGUUAACUUAUUUUUUUGUAUGUUUUGUGAAGACGAGGGCAGAGCUCGAGGAGAUUGCCCUUGCUGAAGCAGAUGUAGCUAGAUUGAAGCAGAAGGUUGCAGAACUUCAUCUUCAACUUAAUCAACAUCGACAACAUCACUAUGGAUCUCUCUCUGAUAAUUGUGACCAUUUACAGAAUGUUCAAUCGUGA